UUUCUUGUUAUCACUUCUGGUUCAGGAAGAGAAAUGGCUGCCCUAGCUGUUGUGGAGACACCAUCCGGGAAAGAUGCAAUUGCAGAAGGACUGCUUGGUCUCUUGAAACCAGCUGUCCAGCAGCUUGAUCUUCAUGUUCAUUCAGUGAGGGAAAGCCAGGUGGAACUACGAGAACACAUAGACAAUCUAGCCACAGAGUUGUGCAGGAUAAAUGAACACCAGAAGGUGGUGCUAGACCUGGACCCCUAUGUGAAAAAGCUGCUGAAUGCAAGACGCAGGGUGGUGCUGGUCAACAACAUACUACAGAAUGCUCAGGAACGGCUGCGACGACUCAAUCACAACGUCGCCAAAGAGACGGCGCGUCGGAAGACCAUGCUGGAGACCUCUGGAGCGUUCACGCCUCGGUCGCCCAGUAAACCAUGACCAGUAAACCAUGCCCCACUCCUCAGCUCAACAAACUGCUUAGUAACAACACUGAGCUUGUCUUCCUGUGUCCUGGACUGAAUAAAGUUUUCACAUUCAACUCUCCACUGGGGUUGGGCAGUAUCCAGAUUUUCAUAUAUUCAUACCGUUCCUGUACCAUACCGGGAAAUACGGUAUUACAGUCAGUGCACACAAGGGCCGCUAUUUAUUUUGAAAAAAAAUUAUUUUGGGGGGGGUUGGGGUCCCAACGAGUUACAAGCGAAUUCCCAUAGCGGAUGCUAGCUAAAUGCUAACAAGCACAAGCGAACAUAAACUAAUUGCAAGGACAGACCACUAUCUCAAAAGGCUACUCACAGUUUGCUGCAUGCACAAAACAAAUAUUAGACAGUAGGGGAUUGAUUGUCUCUGCUGUAACCAAGAAGCUUAAUCUUGCCAUCUAGCCACAUAGCUGCAUAACUGGAGCCCUGAGAUGGAUAUAAAUUAUUUGGCACAUCUUAGAUAGUUAACUUAGUUAUAAGCAGAGGUGUAGCACGCACCACCGCAGCCCCGCGACACGGGAGGUUUAGAGCUUUAGGGGGCCCGGGGACAGUAUUGAAAAUCUGUAUUUCAAAAUACCCCAGUAUAUGGUACAUACGGUAUAUCGCCAAAGCCUACUCUCCACCCAGGUGUGAUGUACCAUUGGAUACUGCAGCAGUGAGACUGGGGGAAAGUUCUCUUUCCAUUCUCACAGACUAAGGCAAUGCUCAGUUUACCUGCUGAAACGCCAACCUCACAUCUCUGCUUUGUGCUAUUGUAGCAACGUGUACGUGUCUUGUGUAGUCAUAAACUACUAGUUUACAAUAAGCCAAAGGCAAUUAGAAUCAGGGGUGCUUUUGCUUCAAAAACGUACACAACUUGAUCAAAUGUUAUUUGAAUGCCAUCUCAAGUCAUGCCUUUUCACAAUUGCAUAUAUGUACAGCUUUGCUAUGGACCCAAGAGGGCUUGGUUCAUCCUUAACAACCUAAGCCUAUCCUAUCAGUUCCCCCCAUUGUUUCCCCCACAUGACACUGUUUGACUUGCCAAACACUUGUCACACUAUUUUCCACAUAUAUUUCAUGAAAAUUCAUGAAACAAUUAAUCUGAUAUGUUCAGAAAUUGCAACUGAAAUAGGAUUAAGUGUAGAAGCAUGGGUGGCUGGUUAUGUUCAAGUUAUGCAAAGAGAUAUGAGUUUACACUGCUGGAGGGCUUUGGGCCUACUGAUUUUUACGACCCUCUCUUUCCAGAAUAUGUUUAUGAAUGCCUCUGCAUUCCAUUCAAAGCUAUGCCCACAGAUAUGUAGUUGAUGGAACUGGUUCUUCUCUAGUGUGAAGUAUUUUUGUCACUGUGGUUGGUCUAAGUAACUAGACCCGGCAAUAACAUUUAGUGCAGAAAAAAAGAUGCAAGGAAUGUUCGGAAACAGAGCAGUCACUGUUUCACGCUUCUAGCAGCAGCUGAUAUGCAACCCUGCCUGAUAUGGUUUGUCAAACCUUUUUUUCCUAGAUGUCAAAUCACAUUUUAUUGGUUGCAUACACAUAUUUAGCAGAUGUUAUCGCAGGUGCAGCAAAAUGCUUAUGUUUCUAGCUCCAACAGGGCAUUAAUACCUAACCAUACAAAACAUGUUAAUGACAACUUCUGUACUUAGUAGUUGCUAUUGAAUAAAACAGAGAAGCAUCACCA
Coregonus clupeaformis (lake whitefish) is the source of this 2118-nucleotide messenger RNA. Its product is annotated as SNARE-associated protein Snapin. The transcript is spliced from 4 exons. Gene Ontology annotation, biological process: regulation of synaptic vesicle exocytosis; endosome to lysosome transport; lysosome organization. The record is from RefSeq and is a predicted model, not a curated record. The coding region runs from base 34 to 423 and encodes 129 amino acids. Gene Ontology annotation, cellular component: BORC complex; synaptic vesicle; BLOC-1 complex. Gene Ontology annotation, molecular function: SNARE binding. Lineage: Eukaryota; Metazoa; Chordata; Actinopteri; Salmoniformes; Salmonidae.